Molecule: messenger RNA, 4543 nt
Organism: Linum trigynum
Lineage: Eukaryota; Viridiplantae; Streptophyta; Magnoliopsida; Malpighiales; Linaceae
Source: the annotation of a GenBank genome assembly
UACAUUAAAGCACCAAUACUUUAUAGCAUAGUAGAAGUGCUCUCUGAUAUGAGGUUUUACAAACACAGUAAAAAACUAUCUUGAGACUGAGAAGUGAAAGUUAUUGUCGAUGGUAAAAAGUGUUGGAGUUUCUCAAAGUGUAUUUUCUUGGGUUUUUCUAUCAUAGGCUUUGCAUUAUUUUUCAGCUUGGUUUUCUUGCUCUAGACCUGGAUUUCUCCAGAUUCUUCAAUGGACGAUGAGAUAUCACAAAGUGGUGGUAUACUCAUAUACAGAAAUUGCGAUUCAUCUUCUUCUUUUUCCCUGUAUAGGAGGGACAUGUUCCAUCAUUUUAGAGCUCUACAAGUGAAUUGUUGAACUUUGUUGCGGAACUUUUGAAACGCGCAACUAUCAAGCACACUAUGUCGAGCCACUAUAGUUACAGUCUCAAACAUUGGCUGCGAAUAUUGCACUAGAAAAUGAUUUCGACCAUCACUUACUCCAUCGAUUAUAGAGUUGUUUGAGUCCGGUAUACAAGGUCAUGUCUAUGACCAUACCUAGAUUCUUUAAGCACUCAAGAAAAAUAUCAAACAUUCAAACUUCACCCUAAAUAAAGGGAAAAUAUCAAACUUGUACCCUUCAGGCCUUCACACACUUCAUCUCUGUUCUCUAAACCCUAGAUAGGGGUGUUCAAACGGUGUGGUUACCAUAGUAACCGUUUUUUUUUUCCGGUAAUUAGUUCUUCUCAUUAAGCUCACUUGAUCACAAACCAAGCCGCGCAAAAAACUCAGAUGUACCCUUUACAUCUUACAAAGAAAGCUAUCAAAAAUCUAUAACUGUAGAUUCAACCUUCCUAUCACUCUACUGCCUACCAUAGCCUCUCUGAAACGCAAGUCCCCCUGCGCCAACAGCCACAUUUCUUCCCGCAAUUGCAGAAAUACAACCUCCCAGAUUCGUGGAAGCUCUCCAAAUACUCGUCUACAACGCUCUUUCCACAUCAAACUACAUAUCCAACACCAAAUAGCACUAAUCACAUGACCAUCCACACUGUUUCUAGUAAGUGAAAUCAUUUCUUGUAGAAGCUGCUCCCAACUAGUCCCCCAACUGGUCACCAGAUUACCAAACACUGCAGUCAUCAGAUAACUAGUAUACUCACAGUUGCAGAAUAAAUGAAAGCGAAUCUCUUCCUCUGUUUCACAUAGCACACAAGUUGCCACAUUUAUCUUCCCCCACUGCUUUAGCUUAUCCCUAGUCACAAUACGAUUUAAGAUGAUUUGGUUUGGUUAAUUUGGAUAAUUGGUUUGGUUUGGUUUGGUUAAAGUUUUUAUCUUGUUUGGUUUAUGUGGUUUGGUUUGGUUUCAGGCACUCCUAACCAGCCAAACCAAAUUAACUAGAUAAAUAAUUGGCCAUAUAUCUAAUAUAUACACAUACUUAAUACUUUGAAUAACCACUUACGAGUUAAACUUUCAUCCUUUUAGACUCAUAAAAUAUAAAGCUUGAUAUCGUUCCUAUGAUGUAUAUUUGUAUAUGUAGAGUGUAGACCACAACCUAUGAAUGCCUAAUUUGGAUAGAUCUCAUACAUUAUGUUGGAUGAAAACUUGAAAGCAAGGUCCUUUUCAGCCUAUCAAAAUUGCUAAAAGACUAAGUCAAUUCAAACAAACACAACAAUUCAUUAACCCAUACCAUUGUGAUAAAUUUUUGUUAGGUGAAUACUUCUAUACUAACCAUAAGAUAAUUGUCUUAGUUGCAUGUAUUUAUGUUAUGGGUCAACUAUAACUAUGUGUUGAUUGUUAUGUUUUAUUCAUUAUAUUUUUUAUAAGAAUGUUUUAUUCGUUAUAUAAAUUGUGAAUUGAUAAUUUAACCGAAAAUUUUCUCACUUAAUGAUAAUAUGAUUUUAUAUUGGUUAAUCUGGUUAACCAAUUAACCAAACCGAUUAAACUUUAGUUUGGUUAAUUUGAUUGUUGUAUUAGUUUGGACGGUUUGGUUAUGAUAUUGUAUUUCCUGAUGAAUGAAAUUUAGCCUUAUUUAGUUUGGUAAUAACCAUGAUAACCAUUUGAACACCCCUAACCCUAGAUGCUGUCAAGACUCAAGAGACCUUAAUUACGCUUGGACCAAUUUUUCAACAGCUCAAUGCACCCCCUCCAAAUCAGGCCCGAAGCAAAGCCCAAGUUUCACCAAAAAACGGCCCAUCCGAAAUGAACUAGUAGUGAACGGCGCGGGAACGCGGAGUUCCAACGGCUAUAUUUUGUCAAAGCUCUGUUUUUUGUUAUCCCCCGAACCCUAAAUCUCCAAUUUUCCCCCAAAAUCGCUGCUAUAAAGCGCUCGCUCUCCCACCCGAUUCUUCACCAAUUGCUCUUUCGGCUCUCCUUCUUCCUCCUGCUCUGUUACGGUUCUCCAAUCAGCGAACAACAAAUCUUUCUCUGCGCACUCAUUUCUUCUCACAGCUCCUCCUCCCAGAUUCCUCUCUGUUCGCCGGCGACUCCUCUCUAUUUGAUUUCAGUUUGCGACUGCUUGCUUUUUGCUUCUCUGUCACUAACCCAUUGUUUUGCAGAUCUCCGAAUUCUGGUUUCUCUCUUCGUUUUCUGAAUUUCUUUACUAAUUGCUUACUGUAAACUGUUAGGUUUUGUUUCUUGUUUCGUUUUUGCUCUGUGUUUGAAUUGAUGGAUGCAGGAUCUGCAAAUAUGAGCUACACCACGCCCAAUCCCAGAUUCCCUCUCCAGAGAAGGGGUUCCAAAGAGAACUUGGACAGAUUCAUUCCUAAUCGAUCAGCAAUGGACAUGGAUUAUGCCCAUUUCAUGGUGACUCAAGGCAGGAAAGAGAAGGAUAACUCAGUCCCAAGCUCUCCUUCAAGCGAGGCCUACAAGAGACUGCUCGCCGAGACCUUGAACCUGAACCGAACCAGAAUCCUGGCGUUCAAGAACAAGCCUCCGGUCCCCGUCGAGCUGAUCCCCCAUCAACACACUGCUUCAGCUUCUUCCACAACGCACCAGGCUAAACCCACCAAACCCCGCAGGCACAUCCCACAGACUUCUGAGAGGACACUGGAUGCUCCAGACCUCGUCGACGACUUCUACCUGAACUUGCUCGAUUGGGGCAGCAGCAACGUUCUGGCCAUAGCUCUCGGAAGCACAGUUUACCUCUGGGAUGCAUCUACUGGCUCCACUUCCGAGCUCGUGACAGUCGAUGAAGAACACGGCCCUGUCACCAGCGUGAACUGGGCUCCUGAUGGCCGCCACAUCGCUAUUGGACUGAACAAUUCCGAGGUCCAGUUGUGGGAUUCAGCCUCCAACAAACAGCUACGAACUCUCAAAGGAGGGCACAGAUGUCGCGUCGGCUCACUGGCUUGGAACGACCACAUCCUCACCACAGGAGGAAUGGACGGCAGGAUCAUAAACAACGACGUCCGGAUUCGCGACCACAUCGUCGAGACAUACAGAGGCCACACGCAAGAAGUCUGCGGACUCAAAUGGUCAGCUUCAGGGAAGCAACUAGCAAGUGGUGGGAACGACAAUCUCAUUCACAUCUGGGACAGAUCAUUGGCUUCCUCGAACUCCCCGACUCAGUACCUCCACCGGCUCGAGGAUCACACUUCAGCAGUCAAGGCGCUCGCGUGGUGUCCUUUCCAGUCCAACUUGCUUGCUUCUGGAGGUGGAGGAGGAGACAGGACGAUCAAGUUCUGGAACACACACACAGGGGCGUGCUUGAACUCGGUCGACACCGGAUCGCAGGUUUGUGCGUUGCUGUGGAACAAGAACGAGAGGGAGCUUCUGAGCUCUCAUGGGUUCACUCAGAAUCAGCUGACACUGUGGAAGUAUCCGUCGAUGGUGAAGACCGCGGAGCUCACGGGGCAUACUUCGAGGGUGCUGUUCUUGGCGCAGAGUCCUGAUGGGUGUACUGUGGCUUCGGCUGCUGGAGAUGAGACACUGAGGUUCUGGAAUGUAUUUGGUGAUCCUAAUGAAGCAGCCAAGAAAUCUGUGACGAAGAAGAAUCAGGAGCCUUUUGCUUGGGCGAAUCGCAUCAGGUGAAGAACGCGGAAGGAUUAAUGAUCAAGAGCUGUUUCAGGCAGUAGACUGAAUCCAACAGUUGUGAGUUUUGAGCUUGAUUCUUAGAUAGUCCCAACUGCCCCUAGAUUUUCACUAGAAUGAUGUGCUCUGUGAAAAAAUGCUGCUGCUGCUGCUUGCUACCCAAGUGGAUGUAUAUAAACUAGUAAAUACAAACAUGAAUCAUCAUCAGCCUCGAAUAGUCAUAUAUUUUAUGGCUAUAUGAAUAAAGGAAACUAUUAUCUUCAGAAAUUAAGAAGCUCAGUGUUGUACCAAUUUUUGGACUGGGAGGGUGGCACAAACACAGAAAAUGUUCAACGCCAGCAUUUCAUGACUUAGGAGGGAACAAAACUGUGGUUUCAAUGAACAACUAAUCUUACAAAAAAGCCAGCAAGAAGCCACAAAAAAAAAAUGCUAUCUUAUCACAACUUAAAAAUUCGAAACUUCACAAGGAUCAGAAGUUUCAAGUGGUGUGAAAUUGCAGAAGCCAUCCUAUUCAUGGUAUAGGAUAAAUGGGCUUUUCCUUA